GUCGACGUCAAGCGGUGGCAGGCGGAACUGAGAAGGUGUCUUGUGAUGCGCCGACCGUCCCCCCAACGACCUACUAAUACCACGACAACCAAGAAAGAGCAUCCAAGCGUCCUAUUAGCAUGCGCUGACGAUGCCUUGCCAUAAUACUCUCUUUCUCAAUGUCGCUGUUCCAUGAAAGAAUAGGAUAGUCACCUGCGCACCACCCGAAGUCUUCCCUGUUUCCUGAGCCGUCCUUGCGAACAUACAGGAGCGCUGUUCCAACCACCCUGUCAUGUCCGCGCCGCAGAGCAAGCACGUGUACACCAACGUGCAGGCCUUGCGAGGCGGGAAACCCGAGCUUGGUGAUGUCGCGCUGAGCGACUACCACCUCGUCUUCCGGUUCCCCCCUGAAUCGAAGACGUCUACCGAAGCACAGCUUAAGAAGCACGUAAAGCAGGUCUGGUUCGCGUUCCACGUUAUCUCUCAAUGCACUCUGCGACCGACACCGCCUUCAAGUGGCGUGCCCUCGUCAAUACGCAUCCGUUUUAGGGACUUCACCUACGUCUGCUUCAACUUUACCGAUGACAAGCAAGCGCGGGAUGCGUUCGAGUUCAUCCGAGCAAGGACGUGCAGGCUGGGAAGCAUAGAAGACCUCCUAGCUUUCAACUACAACCCCCCUGCGGGCUCCCCAGAGAACAAGAUCGACGGCUGGAGCCUGUACGAUGUGAGAGCGGAGUUCAAGCGGCAGGGCAUCAGCGAGAAGUCUGCGGACUUGGGCUGGAGGAUAUCUACUAUCAACAAAGACUACACAUUCUCCCCGACCUAUCCGGCUCUGUUAGUGGUGCCGUCCAAAAUAUCGGACAGCACACUUAAAUACGCAGCAAACUUCCGGUCCCGUGCCCGAAUACCAACUCUUACGUACCUUCACCCAAUCAACAACUGCACGAUAACUCGCAGCUCACAACCGUUCGUGGGCCUCCGCUUUAAGCGCAGCAUUCAAGAUGAGCGCCUCGUUGGAGCCUGCUUCUCUGCCUCUGUCGAGUGUCUGGACACCGCUUCUCCUCCGCCGGGCCCGGACAGGAGUCCCUCUUCCAGCACGGUGGAUUUGAGCGCUGAUAAUGCCGAUGCGGACUUGUCGCUAUCAGAGCUGGAGCGGAUGCGGCAGGAGGAUGAGCUGAUUGUGGGCGCUAAUGCGCAGUACGACGAGAAGACCGGAAAGCGACUAAUUUACGGUGCACAGCAGCGCAACUUGAUCGUCGACGCUCGGCCCCUGCUCAAUUCUCUUGCCAUGCAGGCAGCAGGAAAAGGGUCGGAGAACAUGGACUAUUACAGAUUUGCCAAAAAGGUCUUCCUGAAUAUAGACAAUAUUCAUGUCAUGCGGGACUCGCUAGAGAAAGUCGUCAGCGCGAUCAAGGAUUCGGAUGUCUCGCCGUUUCCACCCAAUCGUGAACUCCUCGAGAAGAGCAAAUGGAUAAAGCACAUCAGCAGCAUCCUGAGUGGCUCGGCUAUCAUCGCGCGUCAGGUUGGCAUCCAGCACUCUCAUGUGCUUAUACACUGCUCAGACGGCUGGGAUCGGACCAGCCAGCUCAGCGCCCUGGCUCAGCUGAUGCUGGAUCCCUACUACCGCACGAUUGACGGUUUCAUUGUGCUAGUUGAGAAGGACUGGCUUUCGUUUGGGCACAUGUUUCAGUUGCGGUCGGGUCACUUGAAUCAUGAAAGCUGGUUUACGGUGGAUAGUGACCCGCUAGCCGGCUCCACGGUCCGGCCCGGCGAAAGUGAGGGUCGGGGGGAUGCAGUCGAGAAUGUUUUAGCGACAGCGAGGCGGUUCUGGAAUAGAAACGUGGGCGGCGAGAAGGACAUGCCGACAUCAGAUACCGAGGAUCCCGUGCCAGUUGACGAAGCGAAACAGACGAACGCACCUGUCACCGAGGACCAGGCGACAAGGCUCAGGGAAGUGUCACCCGUCUUUCACCAGUUCCUCGACGCUACAUACCAGCUUCUCCGACAACACCCCACACGCUUCGAGUUCAACGAGCGCUUCCUCCGGCGCCUGCUUUACCACGUUCACUCCUGCCAGUACGGCACGUUUUUAUUCAACAACGAGAGAGAGCGCCACCAGGCGAAGCUGCGCGAGCGCACGCGCAGUGUCUGGGCCUACUUUUUGAGCCGUCGCCAGGAGUUCACAAAUGACCAAUAUGACCCGGUUAUCGACGACCACCACAAGGGGCGGGAGCGUCUGAUCUUCCCGCGUCUCAGCGAAGUGCGAUGGUGGCACCAGGUCUUCGGACGCACCGAUGAUGAGAUGAACGGUGCCAUCAAUGCCUCCAUCGCCACAGCGGAGCGUGUUGCAGCCUACCAGGCCGCGUCAGGGUUGGCCGAGCCACCUGACAGUGCCAACGCGGAAAGCCAGUCAGGAGCUAGUCCCGAACCACCUGGUUUGGCGGCGAGCAAGUCGGUUCUCGUCGGCGUCGAGAGUGCUCACGAGGCUCUUACGCCAGAGGCUAGGACAUCCGCGUCGAUGAACCGUAGCGCGAGUACAGGCAACAUAUCCGGUGCUCUUGGGACAUUACAGGACAGGAUAUCUGGGCUGGGCAUCGGCACGGUCAUGUUUGGCGGCGGUGGCGGAGAGAGCGCAAAUUCGGGUAGGAAUCGGCCGGGUGCUCACAACACGGGAUCGAAUGACUCUCCUAGCUUCGCUGAGGCCACCCUCGACGACGCCGGUGUAACUAGGGACAAGCUGGCACCGAAAGAUGACGACUCCGGGCAGGAGAUGAGGACCCUGCAUUAGACUAGAUGGGGAGGCAGGAAAAAGGAAUCAGGGAUAUGAAAUGUCCAGUAACCAGCGCUGUCUGUGGGAAUAGCUGGAUGGACUAGAGCGUCCAACGAUCACUUUGGGGCAUACCUAGCGAAUAAUGAUUUUCAGUGAAGCGUAUGCGCUAGCCCCCAUGGAUUUGCAGUCGAAGUAUGUACUAUAUGAGUGAGAAGCAACCUGUUCCUCAGCGUUCUCGAGCAAUC
Messenger RNA from Chaetomium strumarium, 2994 nucleotides. Its product is annotated as protein-tyrosine phosphatase-like protein. Gene Ontology annotation, biological process: phosphatidylinositol dephosphorylation. The transcript has 2 exons. Lineage: Eukaryota; Fungi; Ascomycota; Sordariomycetes; Sordariales; Chaetomiaceae. The record is from RefSeq and is a predicted model, not a curated record. Gene Ontology annotation, molecular function: phosphatidylinositol-3-phosphate phosphatase activity. Bases 272 to 2767 code for a protein of 831 amino acids. Gene Ontology annotation, cellular component: membrane.